AUGGACUCCUCGUCCGUUCAGCAGGAUGUUCAUUUGGAGAACAGAAGCAGUAAUGGGACCCCUAGCAGCUCUGAAGAACUUCUGGACUGUAAAGCCAAGUCAGAUUUGCCAGUUACAGCAGAGGAAGUUAACACUACCAGUGUUAACAUCAAUGAAGUGCCAAAUGAAGAGGGAAGUCUGGAGAUAAACUGCAAAGUGGAUGCCUGCCAGAAUGGGCCAGAGUCGCUCUUCCCUGACUCUCCUGUAUCUUUUGACCCCACCAGCAGUGCACAGGGUCAAGAGUCAUCCCCAGGUGUGACUGGUUUCCAUGGCAGCCUAAGGAAGUCUCAGGGAACUAGUGCUGAGGGCAUAGUUCUUAGAAAAGAAGCUUUGCAGUCUCUCAAACUAAGUCUUCCCAUGCAAGAAACUGAAUUGUGCUCAGUAGAGUCUUCACUCCCAUUGGAGAAAGAAGAACAAAUAAGACUUCAAGCAAGAAGACGGCUAGAAGAACAGCUCAAACAAUACAGAGUGAAGAGACAUCAAGAAAGAUCGAAUCAGUCUACAUCCAAACACCGGCCCUCCAGCACCCUAGAUCCCGAGCUGAUGUUAAAUCCAGAAAUCUUGCCAAGAGCUAGCACUGUAGCAAUGACAAAAGAAUACUCCUUUUUGCGGACCAGUGUCCCCAGGGGGCCAAAACUGGGUAGCCUGGGACUUCCAGCAUCCUCGAAAGAGAGAAGAAGUUCAAAAUCUAAGGCCAGUAAGAUCCGGUCCUUGGCUGACUACAGAACUGAAGAUACAGGCUCUAGAAAUGCUACUGGGAAUUUUGUGGCUACUGAUUUAUCUGGUGGGACUCUGAAGCAAAGCAGAAGUGGUCCAACAUCAGUUGUUUCUGAGAUUAGUCUACCCUCUGACACAGGUGAUCGAAUAGAGAAUUCCUCCUUGGCAGAAGAUAGCAUUUCAGAGAUUGAUGGGAGUGAAGUGGGAAUGAGGUUGGAUGGAAAUGAGAGUGACAGCUCUACCUACAGCAGUGUGUCAGGAAAAGGGCUGUAUAAUAGUUUACAGAAUGCAGAAAGCAAACAGGGCAUUCCAUAUACAGUAAAUGGUCAGAAGAUACAUCCUGAUGCAAUGGGGCAAUUUCCUUCCAUCAGUGAGGUGCUACAGGCUGCAGCAGUGGAGCAUCAAGCCCAAGAGCAAGAAAUUAAUGGGGAAGUAUGGAGUAGGAGAGACAGUGUUUCUAGCAGUGUUUCUAUGGAAAGCUCUGUCGCAGGAACUCAUGACGAAAUGUUGCAGGUUCUGAAGGAGAAGAUGAGACUUGAAGGGCAACUAGAAGCACUCUCACUAGAAGCUAAUCAGGCUCUCAAAGAGAAGACUGAGCUACAAGCCCAACUUGCAGCUCUGAACAUGAAGCUUCAAGCGCAGAUGGAGCACAGCCAAAAUAGCCAGCAGAAGCAGGAAUCUCUGAGUUCAGAAGUGGCCACAUUAAAGCAGUCUUGCUGGGAUCUGGAACGUGCAAUGGCUGACCUGCAAAAUGCCUUGGAAGCAAAGAAUGCUAGUUUGGCUUCUUCAAAUAAUGAUUUGCAGUUAGCAGAGGAGCAGUACCAAAGACUCCUGCUGCAAGUUGAAGAUAUGCACAAGAACGUUCUCACCAGAGACAGCACAGUUCAUGAUCUACGGCAGCAGAUGGCUUCUUUACAGAACCAGCUUCAGAAGGUGCAGUUGGAACGGACCACACUGACCAAUAAGCUAAAGGCAUCUGAAACAGAAAUCACAUCGCUCCAAAACGUGCGACAGUGGUACCAGCAGCAGCUUGUGCUAGCACAGGAGGCUCGUGUCAGGCUGCAGAGUGAGAUGGCCAAUAUACAGGCUGGGCAAAUGACCCAAGCAGGUAUGUUGGAACAUCUCAAACUAGAGAAUGUGGCACUGUCUCAGCAACUGACUGAAACCCAGCACAGGUCCAUUAAAGAAAAGGAACGUAUUGCAGCACAGCUGCAAAAUAUUGAGGCUGACAUGUUAGAUCAAGAAGCUGCCUUCAUGCAGAUUCAGGAGGCUAAAACCAUGGUGGAAGAGGACUUGCAGAGGAAACUAGAGGAGUUUGAGGAUGAAAAAGAACAGCUUCAGAAAAUGGCUGAUUCUGCAGCAACACUGGAGCAAGAAUUGGAACAGGUCAAGUUGACUUUGCAUCAGCGAGAUCUGCAGCUUGAAUCUUUACAGCAAGAACACCUAGACCUAAUGAAGCAAUUCACUCUGACCCAAGAGACUUUGCACACCAAGGAGCAGUCCCUGGAUGACCUGCAAACACAGUAUGAUGAACUGAAGGCCAGAUUAGAAGAGUUCCAAAGUGAUGCUACAUCUAAAGAUGACAUGAUCCAGUAUUUGCAGAAUGAGAAGAUUGUCUUGGAAGUAGCUCUGCAGGCAGCAAAAGCAAGCAAAGAGCAACUUGACGAAGGAGUGGCUCGCCUUGGAGAAGAUACAGAAGUAGCAUCUCAAGUCUUGGAACAACUGAGGCAAGAAAUGGCCAUCAAGUCAAGCCAGAUAGAAAAUCUACAACAAGAAAAUGCCAGCCUUAAAAAACAGGUUCAAAAAGUGAAGGAGCAGUUCCUGCAGCAGAAGGUAAUGGUGGAAGCUUAUCGAAGAGAUGCAAGUUCUAAGGACCAGCUCAUUAGCGAACUGAAAGCUACAAAGAAGCGACUGGACUCAGAAGUGAAAGAGUUAAAACGAGAGCUACUGAAAAUUCAAGUUGAAAAACAGUCACUUGAAUCUGAACAUUCAAAACUACAGAAGGAAGUAUCUCAGGUUCACCAGCAGAUGGUGGAAAUAGAAAAUCAGCUUCAGUCAGUGCAGAAAGAACGAGAUGAUAUGGAAACACGCCUACAGUCUUUGCAGUUUGAUAAGGAACAAAUGGCAUCUCUUGGUGAGGAAAAUCAGGCAUUAAAACAACAAGUAGAACAAAUGCAAGAAGAAGCAAAAAAGGCCAUUACUGAGCAGAAACAGAAGAUGAAGCGUCUAGGGUCAGAUCUGACAAGUGCUCAGAAAGAGAUGAAAGCAAAACAUAAAGCCUAUGAGAAUGCAGUUGGCAUUCUUAGUCGUCGGCUGCAGGAAUCUCUGGCUGCAAAGGAAUCUGCUGAAGCAGAGUUGAGCAAACUAAAAACGCAAAUCGCUGAUGGUGGAAACAAUCAGAUUGCUCAAGAAAGGAUUCAAGCUCUGGAGACAGAAUUGCAAGCUGUUAGCAGCAGUAAGUUGAUGCUGGAAAAAGAGCUGCAAGAAGUGAUUUCACUUACCAGCCAGGAGCUUGAAGAAUACAGAGAGAAAGUGCUGGAACUUGAGGAUGAGCUUCAGGAAUCUAGAGGCUUCAGGAAGAAGAUAAAACGCUUAGAAGAAAUUAAUAAGAAGUUGGCCCUUGAAUUGGAGCAUGAACGUGGAAAACUUACAGGUCUUAGUCAGUCCAACGCUGCUUUGCGGGAGCACAAUAAUAUCCUUGAAACAGCACUAGCAAAAAGAGAGGCAGACUUGGUACAACUGAAUCUACAGGUUCAGGCUGUCUUAAAGCGGAAAGAGGAAGAGGAUCAGCAAAUGCAACAACUUAUUCAAGCUUUGCAGGCUUCCUUAGAGAAAGAAAAGUUAAAAGUUAAAGACCUUAAGAAGCAGAUGCAGCACGCCAAAGCAGAGGCAGCACAUACCCGCCGUCACUACAGAGCUGCUGCGCUCGAGCUCAGUGAAAUCAAGAAAGAGCUACAUGCCAAAGAACUGCUUGUCCAAGCCCUUCAGGCUGAAGUGGACAAACUGCA
Messenger RNA from Nestor notabilis (Kea), 3764 nucleotides. It is a transcript of the gene GOLGA3, whose product is annotated as golgin A3. The annotation marks the transcript as partial. The record is from RefSeq and is a predicted model, not a curated record. The transcript has 18 exons. Lineage: Eukaryota; Metazoa; Chordata; Aves; Psittaciformes; Psittacidae.